UGCUUCCCUUCUCUGCCGUUUAGUGCGUCGAGCGGCGGAGGUAAGUGGAGUUCGCGCGUCUUGUUGUGCGUUCGUGGACCAAACAGCAGCAGCAGAAGCAGCGGUGCGCUUUUUCUCCUCCACAGCCGCCAGCAUCCCGGGGAGCAGCCACGCCGUGCGUGCCGCGGGCACCAGCAGCAGGAGGAGGAUAUUAUUAUUAUUAUUCAUUAUUAUUUUGACUGAUUGAGACAUACAUAUUUUUCAUUUCCCUCAUGGUAACCAACACUCAGCAGCCUGAGACAUGUGGAAUAAUCUGGGGAAACUGCACCGCUUCUCACUAGUGUGUCUUCUCCUUACGCUGUGGGCUGAGGUGUCUCAGUCCACCGGUUACUUCGAGCUGCAGUUGAUUUCGGUAGAAAACCCCAAAGGUCAGCUCCUGAACGGGGACUGCUGCGACGCAGAGAAGAGCGCGGCGGAGGGCCACUGCGGCGCGGACGAGUGCGACACAUACUUCAGAGUGUGUUUAAAGGAAUACCAAACGGAGGUCACGACCAAUGGACCAUGCACCUACGGCUCGGAAACUACAAAGGUUAUCGGUGGGAAUACUUUUCUGUUCAAGGGCGGCCCGAAGACCGGACCGAACCGGAACAACGACGCGGGGAAGAUUGUCAUUCCCUUCCAGUUCGCCUGGCCGCGAGCGUACACUGUGAUUGUGGAGGCGUGGGACAGGGACAACGGCACACACAGCAACGAUGAUGAGCUGCUGAUCGAGCGCAGCAUCCACAAAGGGAUGAUUAAUCCCGGAGAGGAGAGGCAGACGGUGGAGUAUAAAAGCCUGAUCGCAAGCUUGGAGUACACCAUCCGCGUACGCUGCGACGAAAACUACUACGGCAGCAAGUGCAACACAGUUUGCCGUCCUCGAGAUGACUACUUCGGCCAUUAUGUGUGUGACCAGUUCGGGAACAGGGGCUGCAUGGAGGGCUGGACGGGGCCGGACUGCAAAACAGCCAUCUGCAAACAAGGAUGCAGCCUGCAGCAUGGGAAGUGCAGCGUGCCGGGGGAAUGCAAGUGUAACUACGGCUGGCAGGGUCCGCUCUGUGAUGAGUGCCUGCCGUAUCCCGGCUGUGUUCACGGUACCUGCAACGAGCCCUGGCAGUGCACCUGUGAGAAGAACUGGGGAGGCCUGCUGUGUGACAAAGAUCUGAACUACUGCGGGACCAACCGGCCCUGUAAGAAUGGGGGGACGUGUAUGAACACGGAGCCAGACGAAUAUAACUGCGCCUGUCCAGACGGCUACUCGGGCAAAAACUGCGAGAUCGCCGAGCAUGCCUGUGUGUCCAACCCCUGUGCCAACGGAGGGACGUGCCAUGAAGUCCCAUCAGGCUUUGAGUGUCACUGUCCAGCAGGCUGGUCCGGGCCAACCUGUGCUAAAGACACAGAUGAAUGUGCCUCCAGCCCCUGUGCUCAGGGCGGAACCUGCAUCGACAUGGAGAACAGCUUUGAAUGCCUGUGCCCUCCACAGUGGACCGGCAAGACCUGCCAGAUAGACGUUAAUGAGUGCGCAGGGAAGCCUUGCCUGAAUGCUUACUCUUGCAAAAACUUGAUUGGUGGAUAUCACUGUGCCUGCUUUCGUGGAUGGGUUGGCCAGAACUGUGACAUCAACAUGAACAGCUGCCAUGGUCAGUGUCAGAAUGGGGGGACCUGCAAGGAGGUGGCCAGAGGCUACCAGUGUGUUUGCCAGGCAGGAUUUGUGGGACGGCACUGUGAGGUUCAGAGAAAUCGUUGUGCCAGCAGUCCAUGUAGGAACGGUGGCCGUUGCCACGCCCUGCUGGACGGGUUCAUGUGUGAAUGCCCGCAGGGCUUCGCUGGUACAACCUGUGAGGUGCAGAAUGAUCCAUGCAGCCCAAACCCAUGUCACAAUAAGGCCCAGUGCCACAGCCUGAUGGGAGAUUUCUACUGCAGCUGCCCAGACGAUUACGAGGGCAAGACCUGUUCAGAGCUCAAGGACCACUGCAAGACCAACCUGUGUCAAGUGAUUGACAGUUGCACCGUUGCCGUGGCAACCAAUGACACCCAAAAGCGGGUGUGGCACAUCUCAUCCAAUGUGUGCGGCCCCCACGGCCGCUGCAUCAGCCUGCCUGCCGGGAACUUCAGCUGCUCCUGUGAGCCGGGAUUCACUGGCACCUACUGCCACGAGAACAUUAAUGACUGUGCGUCAUCGCCCUGUAAGAACGGAGGCACAUGCAUCGAUGGGAUCAACUCCUUCCAGUGUUUCUGCCCAGACGGCUGGGAGGGCAGUUUAUGUGAUUUUGAUGUGAAUGAGUGCAACAAGAACCCCUGUCAGAAUGGAGGCCAAUGUGUCGAUCUGCUUAACGAUUUCUACUGCAACUGUGUGGAUAGCUGGAAAGGAAAGACCUGCCAUUCAAGUGAGAGCCAGUGCGACUCCAGCACCUGCAGUAAUGGAGGGACGUGCUACGACCACGGAGACUCCUUCCUGUGUAGCUGCUCCUCAGGCUGGGGCGGCAGCACCUGCAACACAGCCAAGAACAGCACAUGUGACUCAGGUCCGUGUGAGAACGGAGGGACGUGUGUUGGCGGGGGAGACGCCUUCACCUGCAUCUGCAAGGACGGCUGGGAGGGACCCACCUGUGCACAGAAUGUGGACGACUGCAAUCCACAUCCCUGCUACAAUGGCGGCAUCUGCGUCGACGGUGUGAACUGGUUUCGUUGCGAAUGCGCCCCAGGAUUCGCCGGACCGGACUGCCGCAUCAACAUAGAUGAAUGUCAGUCGUCUCCUUGUGCCGAAGGCUCAACCUGCAUGGACGAGAUCAAUGGCUACCGCUGCCUUUGUCCUCCAGGACACGCUGGACCUCGCUGUCAAGAGUUCAUUGGACUCGGGAAGUCGUGUCAUCACACUGGCUUGCAGUUUCCUCACGGCAGCCGGUGGGAGGAGGAGUGUAACACCUGCCAGUGCGUCAACGGAUACGUUAGCUGCUCCAAGGUGAGGUGUGGGCGCCGGCUGUGCCUCCUCCCGAAGGCCCUGCCUCCUCCUCCGGACACGAACCCUCCAUCUUGCCCCGGAGGUCACGAGUGUGUGGAGCAUCAGUUCCUCACCUGCUUUUCGCCGCCGUGCCACCAGUGGGGUGUGUGUUCAACGCCGGACCCCCCAACACCCCUGCACACCCAGUGUGAGCCCAACAGCGGUUACCUCGACAACAGCUGUGCUCGCAUCACGCUCAUCUUCAAAAAAGACAAAGUGCCACAGGGCACCACUGUAGAGAACAUCUGCUCCGAGCUGAGGUACCUCCCAGUGACUCAGACGCUGGCCGACGAGCGAGCGAUGCUCAUCCUCUGUGACCUGUCCUACUCCAACAGUGACGCCGUGGAGGUCGCCAUGUCCUUUGAGCAGGACGGGCGUUCAAAGGAUAGCGAUCGCAGACAGAUCCAGAAGGCGGUCAGCGGCAUCAUCGGUGCCCUGUCCAAACGCCACAACAGCACCGUCAUGCUGGCUGUGGUGGAGGUCAAAUUCGAGACACAGGUGGAGUCGCCUCCUGUUGGAUACCUGGUCCCGGUUCUGUGCGUCGUCUUCAGCAUCCUCUGGAUCUUCUGCAUCGUUGUUUGCGUUUGGUGGACCCGCAAGAGGAAGAAAGAGCGCGAGAGAGCGGCCCGAUCUGAGGACACGACAGUCAACAACCAGUUGGAGCCGCUGCGGGGCCACGCCCUUAAGGACAACCGCGACAAAGACAUUCAGUACGAAUGCAAGAAACUGAUGGGCCCUUCCGAUAGGACGUGCGACGGGGCCGAGGGGGAGGAGGAGGGGGAGCAGGAGGGGGAGCAGGAGGAAGAUGAGGAGAGGGCGCUGGGCAUGGGGGAGAAGUGUCCAUCACAGAAGUGCUCCAUAGGGGGGGCGCAGGACAAGGGCAUGAUGGGUAAGGGUGGGGUCAUCUGCACAACACGCAGCGGUCCGGUCAAGGCUCCGCACAGGACGGCGUACAGCCCGAAAGACAACCGCUGUAAAAACCUGAAUGCCGCCAAGCUUAGCGAGGACAUUAAAGACCACUACGUAUGAACACGCGAGAGGAGGACGGACCUUCCUGACUCAAAGGAAAAAAAGUGCGAUGUCUUCAACGUCACUGACUCUGCAACUCUUAAUAGCACCAAAAGUGAAGAUUAUAGAUGCUUUCAUUUUCUAUUUUUGUUUGUCAGACCUUAUUUAACUUCUUCGUCUGCAGCAUGGAGACUUAUUUUACCAAAAACCAACAACAAAAAAAAUACAGAAAAACAAAACAAGCCAAAAAAAAAAAAGACCUGGAAAAUAAACAUCACACCUUUUGGAUUUCUGGAUUUCAGUUUAAUCGUCACUCUGUUGGAAUCAAGAAGAAUUUUCUUUUCACUGCGCCUGAUUUUUUCUCUCUGUUUACAAGCUGUUGCUGUUUUCCACUUUGCCUCAUCAGAACUAACACCUUUGUUUCACCUUGGAGAUCUAACUGAACAUUACUGGCUGGCAGCUGUUAACCUUGUCUCUACUGUUUGGUGCAUUUGGUUCCUGUCUGCCUUAGCCCAAACCUGCGGGCCUUUUCUACACUUCCUCUUGAUAUCAUGUCUUUUCAUAAAACAAAACAAAAAAAAACAGCAAAAAAAGUUUUUAUAAACAUUUAAGUCCUUGAAAGUUGGCACACAGAACCCACUGUAUGAUACCUGGCAUGAGCAUUUCUGUUUACAUUCAUAAACAUCUUUUCCAUUUUGUGUUAAGGCUUCUUACAUUUAUCCUUUUAAAAUAACAGUGUCACUGCUUCCUACAAGUCUACAUGAUGAUUUUUCAGUAUUUGCUUUGGUAGAGAAGUGCCUUCAGCCCUUAUUUUUUUCUCCUUCUCUCUCCACCUAUAGAGUUUAUGCAGAAUUAAAAUACAUAUAAAGGGAAAGAUGUCCUAGUAACAACUCUUUAAACCACAGUAAAGGUUAUUUUCUUUGCGAUGUACAUUUGUAAAUAUGAAAAAAUGGCUGUGUAUAUUUGAAUUUAGUAACUUAAGUGAUGCUUUGUAUCAUAGUUAUUCUAAAGAAUAAGACUGUUUUUGUGGUUGUUGUUUUUUUUUUUAAUGAUGUCAUUCCGUUUAUUAGUGUCUGUUGACACUACGACAGACGUUCGGACUGUGUCCAGGCCCCACUGGAUCAUUGAUUUAAGACAGAUCAUGAUUGUUUGUCUUUAUGAACAUAAAUACACAGUUUGGAGAGCUGUUUGUUAGGCCUGUCAGUCAUUUGUGAGAGGUUGUUAGAGCUCAUAAAGCUCAGUAGUCAGUGCUACGUCUAUAGGAACCUCCUUCCCAACAGCCCUGUCCUUUCAUUGGAGACACCCAGAGUGAAAUUGAUGAGUUUGAGGGACUAAAACUGAAUCUGAGGGCCACUCCACCUGCAAGAUUCUCCUUUCUGUAACAGCUAUUUAUUUGAGGUAUCUGGGAGUUCAAAGUAUUUUUAAAAAGCCCUUCUACACCUACAAAUCCAAGUCUUAUGGGCCACCCUUCACCCUUCUAAAACAAUUUAAUUUUUAUUUAUUUCAGUUGUGAGUUUGAGUACCCCCGUGUGCACAUUAUGUUUCAAUGUUUCAAGAGCCCUUCUUCACCCACAAAUUCAAAUUGUCGACCCUCCAAAAGCGUUCUAAAUUUAGUUCAGUGCUGUUUUUUAGUAAGACAGCUUUUACACAAUGUUUUAGCUCAGUUGGCUGACAGUUCUUUGGCAAAUACUGUAGUUCUUUUACACUUUGCUGUUGUUUUACAUCCUACUGGCUGUAUGUACGUAUGUAAAUAAUAAAAACACCCUGUUGGCAUCCCGUUCGAAAGCUGUAGAGUUAGUAUCAGUGUACAGGCCGGAUAUACCGGGCGACCCUGCAGCAGCCAGCAGAAAAUGGAGAAAUGUAGUUGUCUUUCUCCCAAACGUCUAGAGAUCAGUCAUUUUAGCAUUUGUGCCUGAACUCUUCACGGCGGCUGAUCGCUCCUCAACGGUCCUUAGUUAACCUUUUCUUUUUUUUGCAUUAUGUUGCUUUUUAUCCAAUAGUAUCAUGUCCGGAAAAUCCUCCCUCAUUCACUUAUGUACUCCUCAGUACAUGGAAACAGUAAGUUACUCUACAGUGAGUCCUAUAUUGAGAUUUAUGGCACAUUGAUAACCUGAAUGUGUGCGGCCUCUGGCAGCUGUAGUGUCGUGUAACUGAAAAUCUGUAAUCAGAAAAUGAGACUCUACACUUAAAUUCAAGAACAGCUAAAAUCGAGGGAAAUAUCGGUUGCAGAUUUUGGACUUUCAGCUUUUGACUUUGUUUUGUAGUUUGUGUGUAUGUGAUUUCACAGCAUCCACUUUGUAAUUUCUAUCGAUCUUUUUUUGAUUCUUUUUUUUUCCCGUUCUAAAUUUUAGGGACUCAAGUUGGUUAAAAAGUUUUUGAGGAGCUUUGCCGCACGCUGUCUAAUUCAUUGCUCGCUCCUGAUUAGGGACUCCAAACUGCACAAAAUAAAGUAGCUCUGUGCUGCAUCUGAGAGUCGGGUCUUAUUUCUAUUUUCAAUACACACUUACGGGUCACAGGGUCCAAACAACUUAAAAGCAUUGCUACCAGUCUCUCUUCAGUCUGCUCGUGCUUACGCUGUGUUGACACUGGAGAUGACACGCCAAUGUGCCCUUUUGCAAGACACUGAAUCCCCAUUGUAGAAGAUUAAAACAAGGUGUUGUUUGAAUGGGAAUCGGCUCGAACUGGAUGAGUGUGUAUCUAAAACUGUUUUCCCUCUUUAGCCCCGCCUGUCCUUGUGUAUCUAUUCUGGUCUAAUGAAGGGAACAAGUUGUGUUGUUGUUGAUGUUGUUGACUGUUGUGGUUGUUGUCUUGUGUUUGUAAAGAGUCUGUUUCUGCACUAAAAACACACAGAAGAGAAAUGUUUAAUAUCUCCUCCACAGUGGUAGUAAGAGAAAAAAAAAUCUAAUAUUGUCAUUAUUUGUGGAUGAACGUUAUGUUUUCAAUAUUUUAUGUUUUUCUUAAUAAUGCUGAUGCAAAUCACGUUAAACCCAAAUUCAUCGUCUGUCUUUCAACAUUUCACAUUAUGGUUGUCACACAGGAGGGGCUGAAUGUGCAGAACGUUGUAAUUAUUUUGUACAAAAUUUGGUAUAAGUCUUGGUUUGUUAGUGGAAUUUUUUUUGUUUGUUCUUAGAACAAUCCUAUUAUUUAUUAAAGUAUUUUAUACCAAA
Molecule: messenger RNA, 7194 nt
Organism: Micropterus salmoides (largemouth bass)
Lineage: Eukaryota; Metazoa; Chordata; Actinopteri; Centrarchiformes; Centrarchidae
Product: protein jagged-2-like
Exons: 26
Coding region: 281-4048 (1255 amino acids)
Biological process (GO): establishment or maintenance of epithelial cell apical/basal polarity; cell communication; multicellular organism development
Cellular component (GO): protein-containing complex; plasma membrane
Molecular function (GO): calcium ion binding; Notch binding
Source: RefSeq, a predicted model, not a curated record